Telopea speciosissima is the source of this 1265-nucleotide messenger RNA. Its product is annotated as 1-aminocyclopropane-1-carboxylate oxidase 5-like. Bases 81 to 1001 code for a protein of 306 amino acids. The transcript is spliced from 3 exons. Gene Ontology annotation, molecular function: dioxygenase activity. Lineage: Eukaryota; Viridiplantae; Streptophyta; Magnoliopsida; Proteales; Proteaceae. The record is from RefSeq and is a predicted model, not a curated record.
AAACACCCACAACAACCUCUGUCAUCUUCUUCUCUUAAGAUCUUCUUUGUUUUUGCUUCUGCUACUUCUUUGUUAGUCUCAUGGCAAUUCCAGUGAUCGACUUUUCGAAGCUUGAUGGAGAGGAGAGGGCUAAGACAAUGGCUCAGAUUGCAAAUGGGUGUGAGGAAUGGGGAUUCUUCCAGCUGGUGAACCAUGGGAUCCCAGAGGAGCUCUUGGAGAGAGUCAAGAAGGUGUGCUCCGACUGCUACCAGCUGGAAAGAGAAGAAGGUUUCAAGAACUCAAUGCCUGUGAAGAAGUUGAAUGACUUGGUGGAAGCAAAUAGCAAUGAGAACUUGGAGAAUUUGGAUUGGGAAGAUGUUUUCGCUCUUCAAGACGACAACGAGUGGCCAUCCCAACCUCUGGAAUUCAAGGAAACCAUGGCUGAAUAUCGAUGUGAAUUGAAGAAAUUGGCUGAGAAAGUGAUGGAGGUAAUGGAUGAGAACCUGGGGUUACACAAGGGAUACAUUAAGAAGGCAUUCAAUGGUGAAGAUCAGGCCUUCUUUGGCACCAAGGUGAGCCACUAUCCACCUUGUCCUCACCCUGAGCUACUGAAUGGGCUCCGUGCCCACACCGACGCUGGGGGUGUAAUCCUACUCUUCCAGGAUGACAAGGUGAAAGGCCUCCAAAUCCUCAAGGAUGGAGAAUGGAUUGAUGUCCAACCAUUACCGAAUGCCAUUGUCAUAAACACAGGAGAUCAGAUCGAGGUCCUGAGCAAUGGACGAUAUAAGAGUGUCUGGCACCGUAUAUUGGUCACACCAGAUGGCAACAGAAGAUCCAUAGCAUCCUUCUACAACCCAUCUCUCAAGGCGACCAUAGCUCCUGCACCUGAACUAAUGAAACCAGUGAAAGAAGAAGUUCCCCAAGCUUAUCCGAAGUUUGUGUUCGGUGAUUAUAUGUCUGUUUAUGCUAAGCAGAAGUUCCUUCCUAAAGAACCAAGGUUCCAUGCUGUUGGGGCCAUGUAAGACAGAGAACAACUUAAUUUGAUAUAAUGACUUAAAUGCUGUCUGUAACUUGAGGGUUUAGUGAUAAAAGUUGUAACUGUAGGGCAUAAACCCGCCGGCUUUCCUUCUCUAACCUUGUGUUGGAGGAAGUUCAAGGGGUAAAAUUGUGUUGUUUGCGUCAGCUGCUUGCUUUUCCCUCUAGGGAAUGUUGGAUUUCCAAUUGUACUUGCCCAAGUUGCUUUGUACAUUUUUAGCAUAUAUAAAAUGCACUUUUCACUAGUAUCA